AUGCCUCCUAGAGGUGAUCCUGGCCGUGGUCGAGGUGGCGGUCCCCCUCGCGGUGGUGGCGGCGGGGGACGCGGUGGUGGUGGUGGUGGUGGACCACGCGGCGGGGGUGGCGGUCGCGGUCGAGGCGGUCCUCCUCCCGCGAGAGGCGGUCUACCCCCUGCUGCCAGCACCGCGUUGCCUGGGGAGCAUGUUCAAGUGGUUGGCGUGCGACGAUCGGGCUACGGCUCUGCUGGUCGCCCAAUUACCGUAGCUUCCAACUUCUUUAACAUCACGCCCCCCGAAGGAUAUAUUCACCACUAUGACGGUAAGUUAUAUCUCCCUUCAGAGAAGACUCUUCCGGCGCGACUUAAUAUGGAUCUCGUCAACCAUCUCAUGAGCGUUGAGGCCGUGGAUAUCUUUACUCCUCCAGCCGUGUACGAUGGCAGAAAGAACAUGUUCGCACCCAGGAAACUUGCGCUUGGACCAAGCGACAGUCAAGAGUUCAACGUUAGCCUUUCCGACGACGCGAACAGGGGAAGUCCCGGAGAAAAUACUGGUGGACGCGGACCAAAGGUAUAUAAAAUCCGGUUGACUAAGGUAGCCACAAUCAACCCCGAGGUCCUGCAACGCUUUAUCAUGGGCAAACAGUCCCAUGAUAACACGGUUUUAACGGCCCUAACGGCAUUGAACGUGGUCAUCCGCAUGGAGCCGACCAUGAAAUACCCAUUCAAUGUCAGGUCUUUCUUCACAGAUCGCGAAGUUAAAGAUAUCGGCUCUGGAAUAGUUCUUUGGAGGGGGUACUUCCAGUCAGUACGGCCCGCAAUCGGUCGUCUUCUCGUCAACGUCGACAUUUCUACGGGUACCAUGUACAAGGCCGGCCCUCUCAUUGACCUUUGCCUAGACUUUUUGGGAAGACCCGGACAACCGCAACUCUUAAGUCCGCAAAGGGGGAUGCCCGACAGGGAAAGGAUCCGGCUGCAGCGUUUUAUCGCUGGUGUACGGAUAACCACAACGUACACCGGACAGCGAGUGCGAAAAACUCCACGAGUUGUCAAGAAGCUUAGUAGCGUAGGCGCAAGUAGUCUGAGCUUCACCAUGCGAGACGGCACGUCGAUGACUGUCGCACAAUAUUUCCGCAAUCUCCUCAACAGGCCCCUCAAAUAUCCUGACAACAUCUGCGUGGAGGUUGGUGCGGGAGCGCUUAUCCCGGUAGAACUUUGUGUGGUCCCUAAGGGACAAAUAAUGCGGAAGCAGGUCCCCCCUGAGAAGACUAAGGAUGUCCUCGAGUUUGCUACGAAGAGGCCUCACGAGCGCUUGGCAAGCAUCAGUAAUGGACUCUCGGUCUUGGCGUAUGGACAGUCACAGUACAUGCGUGAAUUCGGGAUGCGUGUUGAUGAUAAUUCUGGCCCGAUAAACCUCCCAGCGCGAGUCUUGCCGCCACCGAAGUUGAGGUACGGCCAAGGCAGUCCGCAGCCAGUAGUCACCCCAGCGAAUGGGGCUUGGAAUAUGAUCGAUAAGCGUUUUUUCCGCCCGGCGACCAUCGACCGUUGGAUCGUGGUUGUCUAUGAACGCCAACAGCGCUUCAAUCAACAGUCCGCCCAGGACAUGAUCAAUGGGCUCGUACAAUGUUCUCGUGAUGUUGGGAUGAGGGUUAACGACACAAGCCCUAUGGUUACUUGGCAGAACGGCCAAGGCCGAAUUGCAGAUCAACUUCGCCAAGCAGGCAAUGAGUGUUUCCAACAAACUCGACAAAGGCCUACGCUCAUCGUAGUAAUUCUUCCGGACAACGCCAACGACAUUUACACAGCGGUGAAACACUUUGGGGACGUUACAGUCGGUGUGGCCACGCAGUGCUUAAAAAGUUCAAAGUGUUACCGGGCAAAGCCACAGUACUACGCGAACGUGUGUUUGAAGAUUAAUGUUAAGCUCGGGGGCAUCAAUACAAUUCCUGAUCCUCAGUCUGUUAGUAUCUUGACGGAUCCGCGCAAUCCAACGGUCGUAAUGGGCGCCGACGUCAUCCAUCCAGCCCCAGGGUCUGAAGGCCGCCCCUCGUUCACAGCAUUGGUCGGAAACGUAGACUCGGAUACCGCGAAGUACAUCGCUACAUGUCGUGUGCAGACGUCGCGCAAAGAGAUCAUUGAGGAUCUCAGCGAGAUGGCACAGCACAUCCUAGAUAUGUAUAUGAAGUACCGGCGAAAUUUCGAGAAGAAGACAAGUAAUAUAGCCCCUACCCGGCUGAUAUUCUUCCGCGACGGCGUUUCCGAGGGACAGUUCAGAGAGGUACUGGAAUUUGGUAGGUUGGCUUUGGCGUGCAGGAGAUUAAAUAUCAAUCCCAAAAUUACGAUGAUCGUCGUGGCCAAACGCCACCAUGUCCGCCUUUUCACGACGAAUCCCGGGGAUGCUGAUCGCAGUGGAAAUUGCCCUGCCGGGACCGUCGUAGACCAAGUUAUAGCUCAUCCGGUCGAAUUUGACUGGUACUUAAUAAGCCACGGCGGCCUGUUAGGGACUAGUCGACCUGCCCAUUAUAACGUGUUAUACGACGAUAACAAAUUCCAAGCCGACGGCCUCCAAUCAUUGGCGUUUGCUUUGUGUCAUGUCUACGCACGCUCAACUCGCUCUGUCUCAAUCCCCGCACCCGUUUAUUAUGCGGACAUUGUCUGUAGUCGCGCUAAGAAUCAUUAUGAUCCUCAGGGUGGGAUCAAUCUUUCUGAUACCGCAACGCAUACGGAUACUACGGGAGCUGAAAGUGCUCUGGAAGCCUACAAGCGGAACUUUAAGCCCCUUCACAACAACAUGACGACUCUUAUGUACUUCUCUUAA
Molecule: messenger RNA, 2799 nt
Organism: Pisolithus orientalis
Lineage: Eukaryota; Fungi; Basidiomycota; Agaricomycetes; Boletales; Pisolithaceae
Product: argonaute-like protein
Exons: 20
Coding region: 1-2799 (932 amino acids)
Molecular function (GO): RNA binding; protein binding
Source: RefSeq, a predicted model, not a curated record